This is a messenger RNA of Physcomitrium patens, 1459 nucleotides long. RefSeq lists its product as uncharacterized. Gene Ontology annotation, biological process: proteasome regulatory particle assembly. Gene Ontology annotation, cellular component: cytoplasm; nucleus. Gene Ontology annotation, molecular function: protein binding. The record is from RefSeq and is a predicted model, not a curated record. NCBI's taxonomy places the organism in Eukaryota, Viridiplantae, Streptophyta, Bryopsida, Funariales, Funariaceae.
ACAGUCCGAGACACUCGAACUUCAUUGUCUCUGAAUUAGGGUUUGGUGGAUCGAGACCUUGAACAGAUUGUAUGUUGAUUUCUUGUAACAAGUCAAGUGUUAUAAGUUACGAUCAGUGAAUUACGCAUCAAACUUGUGGAAAGUUUUCUGGUCGUUUGAUUUUACUUGGCAUUGAAGUGCUUGCCGAAGUUGUGUAGAGAUUGCUGUGCUUAGUGCACCUGGAUGCCUCAUGAUCAGUUUUCUUCACGGAUACUGGGCACUUUAAAGUCUCGAUUGUUUCACUGAAGAGCGGUUUGAGUGAUUUCUCAGUGCCGUGUCUUGUCUCAUCUGUACACUUGCUACGUGGGUUACUCGUUGCGACAUUCUCGUGGUUGGGUGACUGCAGAUUUGGUCACAAUCAUGGUGGGUGCCAAUGUCAAGGCGGAGACGGUCACUAUGAUGGACAAACGAAAAGCCAUGGAGACAGAGAUGGAUGCAAUUAUCGCUCGUCUCACUGUGUCAGGAGGACCUGGUCUGCAGGAUAACCUAGUUGACGCUCAGGGCUUUCCAAGGGCAGAUAUUAACAUACCUGCGGUAAGAUCCGAUCGGCAGCGGCUAACAGCGCUUCGCAAUGAUCAUAAGGAGAUCACGGACGCGAUCGAAAAAAAUCUGGUUAUCUUACAUUCCGGAGGCUUCACGAGAGGGUCAUCACAGUCAGAUAAGCUUCCAGAGGCUGAGGUGGUGCGGCCAUCAUCAGGAGCAUCACCCAUGGAAAUAGCACCUGGGACUGAAAGCACAACCGCUGAAUCGCCUUCCCCGAUGGAUGAGGAUCCAUACGAAUCCAGUCUUCCUUUUGCAGUUUUUGAUGAUGUUACCCAAGGCUCGCCAGCAGCGAUCGACGGCAUCUUGAUUGGAGACCAGCUAGUGAGAUUUGGAAGUGUGGACAGAGAGGAAAAUCUCCUAUCCCGGCUUGCACAGGAGGGUCUCACCAACGAGGGACGAGGCUUGCCGGUAAUUGUGCUUAGGCGAGGUGAACGUGUAUAUUUGACAGUCACGCCCAGGAGGUGGUCAGGCCGUGGCCUACUUGGGUGUCACGUUCAGCCUCUAUGACGAUGUAUUUUUGAGAGACACAAGUUUUUAAUGCUACUGAUGUGGUCUUCAAUGUAUGGAGAGGAAGUGCAAAGGUUGCAAUUAGAUCUACACAUGAGUAUCCAAUCUGGGGCAACUUCUUGUUCUGAAAGGUUUAGUUUUGCUAAUGAGACUUUUUAAUGAGAGCAGGAAGCUUUUCUGAAUCAAACAAAUUUUUCAUAGUUCACCUUUGCAUAAACUAUGCCCAAGUUUGUAUCAUGUAAGAGUGGUGAGCGUUAGUAUUUAUGGACUUCUCAUACGUGUCUAUGCUUUUAGUUCUCCAUUGUUGUGUAUCAAAUUUAAAUAAUUAAGUUAAUCGAAGGCUUCAAACCUUUGUGCAAGAUGAAAUUUA